Messenger RNA from Thelazia callipaeda (thelaziosis nematode), 1293 nucleotides. Lineage: Eukaryota; Metazoa; Nematoda; Chromadorea; Rhabditida; Thelaziidae. The record is from the annotation of a GenBank genome assembly.
AUGGCAUCAUUAAUUCCAUUUAUGCAGAUGAGGCAAAAUACCGUCAACUUCUUCAUGAGGAAACCUGCUCGCUUGCUGUGGAAGACUGUCACAUCACUCUCACCAGCUGGCGUCAAGAAGGGACGAGGGAAAACUCGUCAGAGUGUAUUGAACCUUCACAAGUUUUAUCGAAUUGGUUCUGGCCCGAUAAAAGUGAAGUUUCCUGGCUUAAAUGCUCCUUUGAUGGCUCCCAAUGAAGAGCCUUUAGCAGUGAUGGAAAAGACUAAAGAAGAAAUAGAUGCUGUCGAAAAACGUCUAAAUGAUAUAAUAGCUUCUCGACCUUCGAAGAAAAGAGUAGAAGAAAAAUUACAUCCAUUAGAACGUGGGUUUUCUGGCACAAGAAUUGAAGGCCAAAAAUUGGGUCCUCCACCUCCGAGUGGUGACAAUAAUUUUGAGGAUUUUCAAUCUUAUUGUCUUCAGCUUCGAAGAACAACAAAUAUGACGUCAUAUGGUCGAAAGCAUACAAUGUCAGCUUUGAUUGUUACUGGUAAUGGAAAGGGUCUUGGUGGUUAUGCAGUUGGUAAAGCUGGUCUCAAGCAUCACAUCCGCGCUCUUAUAAAUGGCAUGAAAAUGGCCUCAAGAAAAUUAGUAUUUGUGGAAUUAUUAGAGGGACGUACAAUAUAUCAAGAUUUUUAUGCUGAAUGUCGUGGUACACGUAUUUUUGCUCAAAGAAGACCAAAAGGUUUUGGCUUGCGUGCUCACCCUAGGUUAAUGAAGAUUUGUGAGCUGCUUGGUAUAAAGGAUCUUGAAUGUAAAGUGGUAGGUUCAACCAAAAAUUACAUUGCUUUAACACAUGCAUUUUUCAUUGGCCUUUUAAAUCAAGAAACUCAUCAGCAGCUUGCUGAAUGCAAGAGGUUACACGUCGUUGAAUUUUCUCCACACAGAAGAUAUUUUCCUAUCAAAGUUGCUUCUCCUCUACAUUCGGAUUUGAGAACUGAGCGAGAUAUUGAACCGAAAGAAAAGUUACUGCUAAAUGAUUUCUAUGGCGAAGGACGCUUACCCUUGAUCAAAAAACAAGUUCCGUUCUAUGCAAACCUGCCCAAUCAUCUUGCAGCAGAAGCUCUUAAAUAUCGUUUUCGAAAUCGAGACAAAACUAUGAUCCGACUAAUGGCUGAUGAUGUGAUUCUGCGCUGGACUCGUGAUGAACGUAAAAAAUGGGCAGAUCAGAAACAUCAAGAUAUGUUAAACGGAUUAAUUCCACUCCCAAAAGGAAUUGGUUUACCCGAAGUAUUGCCAAAACCAGAAGGAAAAUAA